AGAGCCGAAGAUGUCGGCUCGGUCACGUGAUCAGCUGUGUCCAAUCACAGCUGAUCACAUCACUGAUACUCAGUGUGCCCUGAUGAUCUGUGUAGCCCCAGCAGCGCCACCUGUCAGUGUCCAUCAGUGCCAGCUCUCAGUGCUCAUCCAUGCCACCUGCCAGUGCCCAUCAGUGCCACAUCAGCACCACAUUUAAGUGCCCAUCAGUGCCACAUCAAUGCCACAUAUCAGUGCCCAUCUGAGCUGCCUUUCAGUGUCACCUAUCAGUGCCAGUCAGUGCCACCUAUCAAUGCCAGUCAGUGACACCUAUCAGUGCUGCCAAUCAGUGCCACCUAACAGUGCCAGUCAGUGCCACCUAACAGUGCCAGUCAGUGCCACCUAUCAGUGCCAGUCAGUGCCGUCUAUCAGUGCCACCUAUCAG
This is a messenger RNA of Staurois parvus, 421 nucleotides long. The record is from the annotation of a GenBank genome assembly. Lineage: Eukaryota; Metazoa; Chordata; Amphibia; Anura; Ranidae.